UGUUGUGCGAAAGGUGAAGCGUUGUUGAAUGUACAGCCGGACAGGCCGAAUAUCUUCGAAUAACGUCGGGGCACAAAGGCAUCGUCCAGGAUUGAAACGGUGAGGUAAACAUAACAUUAAAUUUCCGCAUAGCAAGGUUCCGCAAACUGCAGAGGAUAUUGAACCUGGUAAGCAAUUACCCAAAAUGAGCUUUGACGAACAAUGGAUACUCCCGAGUAUUUGGAUUUGGAUGCAAUAGAUUUUAGUGAUGAUGUUACUUUUGGAAGCUCUUCAGCAAAAGCCCUUCCUGAACUAUACAAGAGAUCUGAUAUGCAAAAUGAAGGCCGAAUAGUUUCUAGUUCAAACUGGCCUUCCGGAGGUACAUCAUCAGUUAGCAGUGGAAUAAAAGCCAAAGGCAUCACAGAUGUGUACAGCAAAUUCAGACCUGUGAAAAGAGUUUCACCUCUGAAGCACCAACCGGAAAACUCUGAAAAUGAUAGAGAUACUGAACAACAUGAACUCAAAGAUGACUACAAAAAGCAAGAUGAUGCUGAAAAUCCAAGUGAGCGUACUACCUUGUGUCACAACAAUGGACAGUGCUUCAAGAUCAAAGACACUGGCACCAGUAUUUUGCUUGGUGAACUUGAGCACUAUGAUUUGGAUAUGGAUGAAAUUUUGGAUGUGCCUUAUAUUAAAUUGAACCACUUUCCUUCCCAGAGGUGUAGCCCUUUCACAAAGGUUGCCUCAGAGAAUCGGCCAGGCGUGGAAAUGAGAGAUGAUGGCACCAGGAUCUGUUCAGCAGUGAAGCAUGAGAACUCACCAGCCAACUUGACACAGUUUUGUAUUCUGUCACCAGUAAAUAGCUUGGAGUUGCGGAAAGCAAAAGCAGUUGUCACAAACCAUCAUAGACAUGUAACGGGUAGCUUAGAGAGCUCCCAAUCAUCAGAUGGCUGCGAUGCAGUACACAAUGCUGAAGCUGAGGGUAAAGACUUGACCAGCAGAACUUCAAGUUUGUUUGUUAAUUCACAUGGACACAAUGUUGGUGGUACCGUGCCAAACUCUCGACCAAGGACAUUGUCUCUGCAAACCCCAAUGGAGAGCAAACUAGAAGAAGGAAACAGUAAUAAAAAUGGGAUCAGUAUGGGAAGACCUGGAGAAACAAGUGAGGAAGCAAAAAACAUUAAAAGUAUUUUAAAUAUAGUCAGAGAAGGACAGAUUUCUUUGCUGCCACAUUUAACUGUUGACAAUCUGGAGAAGAUUCACGAUGAAAAAGGAAAUAAUCUACUACACAUUGCAGCGUCACAAGGACACCUUGAGUGUUUACAGCAUCUGACUACUUUAAUGGCAGAGGAAUGCUUGACGGAGCGUAAUAAUGAGAAACUUACCCCAUCUUCAUUAGCUGUAAAGGAAGGGCAACUUGAGUGCCUGCGUUGGCUGAUGAGUGAGACUGAAGCCAUUGCUGAGCUGAGCCCUUCUGAUGGUUACCCUGCCCUUAUACAUUAUGCUGCAUGCUAUGGACAGGAAAAAGUUCUAUUGUGGCUUCUACAAUAUAUGCAGGAACAAGGAAUAUCUUUAGAUGAGGUUGAUCAGUACGGAAACACUGCAGCUCAUGUAGCUACCCAACAUGGUCAUCUGAGUUGUCUUCAGACCUUAGUCGAAUAUGGAGCAAAUGUGACAAUACAGAACCAAGAUGGAGAGAAGCCUUCCCAGAGUGCAGAGAGGCAUGGACACACCACUUGUUCACGUUACCUGGUGGUUGUGGAAACCUGCAUGUCUCUAGCAUCACAGGUGGUGAAGUUAACAAAACAACUAAAGGAGCAAACAGCAGAGCAGGUCAACUUGCAAAACCAACUUCAGCAUUUCCUGCAAGACCAGAUGACAGAAGGAUCAGAACCUCAAUCUUCUAGUUCCUUUAUACCAUCUGAAAAUGGUAAGAAGAAAACUCAGACAUCCUGUGAGCAAAAGAUGACUGGGAUAAGUGCAAAUGGGAGUGCUACUACUUGCAACACUGAAACCAAACCAAAGACUACCAAAAAAGGGUUGCUGAAACAAAAAGGUGAAGAAGCAGACAAAAUUCUUCGCCAACUCUUGGGAGAAGAGAUUUCUGGAAAUGUGUGCACACAAGAAAAACUUUCUUUGGAAUUUCAAGAUGGGCAGGAGGCAAGUGUUGUAACAGGGUCUGCAAAGAAAGUCCUCAGAGACAAAAGGGAACUGAAACUGACCAGACUGAGAUAUUCUCAGAGAUCCUCUAGUGAGUCAGACACUGACUCAUAUAUCAGUGAAGAUCAGAAGAACUCUCCCAUUAAAAGAGCUGACAAGCCACGACCAGAGCCCAUUGUUGAAAAAGAGGAGUACACUGCAAAAGUACAUUUCAUGAUUAAAAAGCAUGCCUCAGCAGUGGGGAGAAUGUUUCCUUUUUCCCUUAAAGCCUCUGGUACAUCAGAGGAACGGAGCCAUUCUCCUACUGCUGAAAGCAAUGAUAAAGUUCCUGACUGUCAGCAUCAGAUAAAAAGUCCAGUCAGGACCCAAUCUAUUGAGGAACCUUUUCUGCCUUGUGCUGACAAUACUACCACACAAAAAACUACAAACAGUCCUAAAAGUGCUCUUAAGUCACCAUCUUCAAAAAGUAGAACUUCUCAGAAUUUAAAACUGAGAGUGACUUUUGAGGAGCCUGUUGUGGAAAUUGAACAAACAAUUUGUGAAUUAGAUAACAGGAAGGGCACAGAAAGUGAAGGAACGUUACCAAAGUCUCCAGCUAGUUUAGAAAUGGGUGAACCAUUGAACAGAUAUGUUGGACAGUUUCGAUCACCAGUGGAAUCUAUAAACAGUAACCAGAACAACAAUAACUCACAAGCUAUCCAUUUAACCAUGACAUCCACCCCCAACUUACCACUGAAUUCCACAGGAAGGAAACCUGGAGGUUCAAAAGCAAGUUUUGUAACUCCCACAAAAGUUAAUACCAAGACAAUGAAUGUGGUAAAAUCUACUAAGCAAUAAUACCAAGAGAGAGGGUGGGAUUUUCCGGCCCUGCCCAUCACUGGGAUAGUCUGGUCCCGCUGAAAGUGAAUGGACUUUUGUUUGGGCCACUGAAUCUCCCGCUAUGGCUUCCGCCAUGACGGAGCUGGGAAAUCCUGGCCAGUGAGUUUGAUAAAUCUACUAAGCAAUCCAUUUUUUAGUUUUUUGACACAUACUAAAAAUCUAACCUAACAUUUUAAAAAUACAGAAUAGUACCAAAUUUAAUUAUAUGUACAUUUGUAUAGAAGAAACUUAGCUGAAUAAAUUUUAAAAUAUUUUUGACUGUUCUUUCUACAUGUUUUU
Messenger RNA from Carcharodon carcharias (great white shark), 3297 nucleotides. Its product is annotated as synuclein, alpha interacting protein. The coding region runs from base 202 to 2976 and encodes 924 amino acids. Gene Ontology annotation, molecular function: ubiquitin protein ligase binding. The transcript is spliced from 11 exons. The record is from RefSeq and is a predicted model, not a curated record. Lineage: Eukaryota; Metazoa; Chordata; Chondrichthyes; Lamniformes; Lamnidae.